Molossus molossus (Pallas's mastiff bat) is the source of this 1591-nucleotide messenger RNA. It is a transcript of the gene NKD2, whose product is annotated as NKD inhibitor of WNT signaling pathway 2. The record is from RefSeq and is a predicted model, not a curated record. The coding region runs from base 179 to 1591 and encodes 470 amino acids. Gene Ontology annotation, cellular component: cytoplasm. The transcript has 10 exons. Gene Ontology annotation, biological process: negative regulation of Wnt signaling pathway. Lineage: Eukaryota; Metazoa; Chordata; Mammalia; Chiroptera; Molossidae.
CCGCCUGCCCCAGAGUCCCGACUGCACCGGACUCCGGAACCCCACUCCCCCGACUAGACGCGGAGGCCAGGCUACCGGUCCAUGCGGCCCCCCCGCACGCCCAGCCUCGGCACCGGACCCCAGACCCGCACCUGAGCGCGCGCCCAGAGCGCGGGCGGCAGCCAGGGGCUGGGGCAGGAUGGGGAAAUUUCAAUCCAAGCACGCCGCCGCAGCCUUCAAGCGGAGAGAGAGCCCUGAAGGGGACAGCUUCGUGGUGUCUGCGUACGCGAGUGGCCGCAAAGGCACUGUGGAGGCGGAGCGGCGCGGCGGCGUGGAGCACCGCGCACGGGAGAAGCAGGAACUUCUCAGUGGGGACCCCAAGGAGGGACCUUUCCGGGAGGACCAGUGUCCUCUAGAGGUGGCCCUCCCCCUUGAGAAGGCUGAGGGUCGAGAGGGUACCGGACAGCUCUUCACUGCAGAAGAUGUUGAAAGAGCAGCAAGCCGCGAGGGCCCACGAGGCCAGAGCAAGAAGCGCCUGAACAUUGACGCGCUCCAAUGCGACGUCUCGGUGGAGGAGGACAACCGCCAGGAGUGGACCUUCACGCUCUACGGCUUUGACAACAGUGGGAAGGCCACCAGGGAGGACAUGUCCAGUCUGAUGCACACCAUCUACGAGGUCGUCGAUGCCUCAGUCAACCAUUCCUCUGGCAGCAGUAAGACCCUCCGUGUGAAGCUGACCGUCAGCCCUGAGCCCUCCAGCAAAAGGAGGGAGGGUCUCUCUACCAGCCAGGACCGGGAACCCACUCGCUGCAGGACAGAGGGUGAGAUCUCCGAGGACCCCAGGGUGGCCGACAGGAGGCUCUCUGCUCACAUCAGGAGGCCCUAUGCGGACCCCCACCCCUGCCCCGUGAGGGGGCUGUACUGCGUGGAUGAGAACACUGAGCGGAGAAACCACUACCUGGACCUGGCUGGAAUAGAGAACUACACGUCUAAAUUCGGACCUGGGUCCCCGCCGGCACAGGCCAAGCAGGAGCACCAGGGCAAGGCCUCGCACCCCCCGAGCAGGUCUCGUUCCCAGGAGUCAGAUGCACACACUGUGCACAACCGCAGGUCCCAGGUGCUGGCUGACCAAGUGCUGCUGGCCGGAGAGCCCACUGCCCGGGCCCUGGACCUGCAGCCCCGGCUGAAGGGGCAGGACAAGCAGUUCCUCAAGUCCCCCAAGGGCUCGGGCAGGCCUCCUGGGGUGCCCACUGGGGGCAUGCCCAUUGGGGGCAUGCCUGGUGGGGGCAAGCCCGGGAGGGCCUUCAGCUACCACCCUCCAGCUGCCUUGCCCCAGCCCCCCCAGGAUGGCCACCACCUCCCACAGCCCCCACCGCAGCCCCCACCACAACCCUACGGCCACAAGCGGUAUCGGCAGAAGGGUAGGGAGGGCCACUCACCACUCAAGGCGGUGCUGGGCCAGCCUGCGGUAAUGGAGCAUGAGGUGGUGCGGGACCUGCCGCCCAUGCUGGUGGGGGAGGGCUACUCAGUGCCCGUGGUCCAGCGCCACGAGCACCACCACCACCACGAACACCACCACCACCACCACUACCACCACCAUCACCCGUCCUAG